GAGAUUAUUCGCACUCGCCAUGUGAAAUUCCAUGAGUGGUUUAAAUCCCAUGUGGCACAACUAAUUGCGAAUGGUGAAGAUAUUUCUGAAGAGAUUCGAACUUUAGCUAAUGGGCCCUUCUCAGCUGCAAGGAAAUGUAAUAGCUAUACCAUAGAUGGGUACAAUUUCCACACGAAGUCCUAUGAUGAGGGUAGACCUACCCAAAGCAGUGGGGUUGCUCUUGUCUCUCAAAUUCUGUCCCCCUCAUGUGAAGAUAGUGAAAAUCAUAUGGUCACAAAUAAAAUAUAUUAUGGUGUGAUAACCGAAAUUCUUGAGUUAAAUUAUAACAACAAAGGAAGUAUUGUGCUUUUCAAAUGUGAUUGGGUUGACAACCGUGCACAAGACAAGUGGGUUCAAGUUGAUUAUUUGGGUGUCACGCGUGUGAACUUCAAGCAUUUACUCAAGUCUGAUGAACCUUUCAUUUUGGCAUCUCAAGCAACUCAAGUGUACUAUGUGCAAGAUGAUCUUGAUAAAGAUUGGUGUUUUGUUAGAAGUUUUCCACAUCCACGAGACCUUUAUGAUAUGUUUGAAGCGGAAGAUGGUGCUUAUGACCAGCAUGAUGCACCUAGAGUACCAAUCCCUGAUCUAGAUGCCAAUGUAGAUCUCAGUGUUGAUGUUAGAAAUAUACCAUGUAGUAGGACAGAUAUAGAUGGAACACUCAUUCGUGCAAUUCAGCAACCAAAGAAAAAGAAUGGAAAAAGGAAGAGACGAGGACAAUGUUCAAGAACGAGAGGAAGAGAGGCUAGCAAGAAUUAGAGCAAGAAACUGCGAGGAAUUUGAACAAUUUGGUCGCUUUAGAUUUUCAAAUAUAAAUGAAGAAAAUGGAGGCCCAGCUAGUCAGCGACAAACUAAAAGGAAGAAGAGCACUGCAGAAAAGCCUAUUGUUGAAGUAACUCGAGUCCUUAGGUCCCAAACGACUAGAGAUGUUGAAGAGAUGCCUUGUGACAACAUCCAAGAGGAUGAAGACCAUGAGUUGGGUCAAGAAACAAAAGGGAAGAAGGGCAAAAAGCGCACUAGAAUGCAUAAUGUGUAUGAUAGAUUGGGGACAGUGCCACCAAUUCGUGUACAAUACAAUGAAGAUGGACAACCAGUUGGGGACAAUGCCUCGGAGUUUUCCAACUUCAUCUCCACACUUGUGAAAUGUAAAAUAUCUCUUAGGCACACUGAUUGGAGAAAGGUUGAAGUUGAGCAAAAAAUUCAAUUAUGGACAACCUUAAAGAUGUAUUAUGUUGUGGAUGACAAACUUAAGGAUUAGGUCAUGGGAAGCGCUGCCAAGAAAUGGAGGGAUUUCAAAUCAUAGUUGAAGACUUUGUAUUUGGAUGACAAGACUGAUGAGGAACUCCAAGUUGUCCCUGAUAAUAGAGUUAGCCCAACAGAUUGGGAAGAACUUGUUGCCUUUUGGAAAAGUGAAAGAGGGAAGAAACGUAGCCAGCAAGGGAAACAAAACCGAAAGGAGAUGAAAUUAUUGCAUACAUUAGGCAGUAAAAGUCAUGCUCGUGUUUCUCAUGAAAUGAAUGGAUAUCCCCCUCAUAGACAUGAAGUGUUUAUGGAAACACACAAGUGCAAGAAGACCGGUGCCCCUUCAAGUGUUGCUGCAACAAAUAUGUUU
Molecule: messenger RNA, 1648 nt
Organism: Aegilops tauschii subsp. strangulata
Lineage: Eukaryota; Viridiplantae; Streptophyta; Magnoliopsida; Poales; Poaceae
Source: RefSeq, a predicted model, not a curated record